UCUUCUCGUUCAGACUCUAACCCCACAACACUCUUCUCUUCGCCUCUCUGGUCUGCUCCACUUCUCUCUCUCUCUCUUUCUCAUGCUUAGUGAGAGAAAGUGUUAUAUUUGUCUUAUUUAUGCGAUAAGGACCACUUCCACUCUAUAAAAACCUCAAAAUAACUUAUUCUCCCAUCUCUCUCUCUUCCAUGACUCUUCCCCAGUCAGAAAUUGCAAUCCACCAUCUCCAAGAUUCGAUCUUUUAACUGUCUUUUUAACAGGUUUGCAUAUAUAUUGUUACAAAAAAAUUAUUCAUUCUUUUUAUAUUUGGGAAUUUGCUAAAUUUUCCGGGAAAAGAAAAAGAGAUUUUUAUCCGUGAAGAAGAAGAAAUGCAGGAUCCAGCAGCUUAUUACCAGUCCAUGAUGGCGAAACAACUACAUCAGCAGCAGCAACAACAACAACCGCAAUUUCCGGACCAAGAACAGCUAAAGUGUCCUCGCUGUGACUCACCCAACACUAAGUUCUGUUACUACAACAACUACAACCUCUCACAGCCUCGUCACUUUUGCAAAAGCUGCCGUCGUUACUGGACCAAAGGCGGCGCUCUCCGCAACGUUCCCGUCGGUGGUGGUUCUCGCAAGAACGCAAAACGAUCCACCUCUUCCUCUACUUCUCCUUCCAACUCCCAGAAGAAGGCCAAAACACCUGAUCCGGAUCCUGGUUCGCAAAAGGAAACCAACCCGGAUACGGAUCCGACUCGGAUGCUGUACGGGUUUCCGAUCGGGGACCAAGACGUGAAAGGUAUGGAGAUGGGCGGUGGUGGUGGUGGGAGUUUCAGCUCGCUUUUGGCGUCGAAUAUGCAGCUGGGUCUUGGCGGGAUCAUGCUCGACGGGUCGGGUUGGGAUCCGGGUAUGGGGUUGGGAAUGGGUUUGAGGAGGAGUGAAGCGGGUAACGGGGGAGGUGGUAGCCCGUGGACCGAUCUGGCUAUGAACAGAGUGGAGAAAAACUGAAGAUGAAGACAGAGAAGGGUAUUUUCGUAAAUUAUGGAGAUGCAAAAAUGAUUUUAGAUGGCUUGAGUCAUCACAUAGACAGUGAACAGGUUCGAUGUUAUGUCAUUUUGGUAUUAUAUUCCUCCUGUUACUGCUACUCCCUUUUGUUAUUUUAUUUAUAAAUCAGUUUGUUAAAAUUCUAAUCUUUGUUUCUAAAUGCUACUACUAUAUUGUUAAAGACUUA
This is a messenger RNA of Brassica napus (rape), 1212 nucleotides long. Its product is annotated as dof zinc finger protein DOF3.1. Bases 369 to 989 code for a protein of 206 amino acids. The transcript is spliced from 2 exons. Lineage: Eukaryota; Viridiplantae; Streptophyta; Magnoliopsida; Brassicales; Brassicaceae. The record is from RefSeq and is a predicted model, not a curated record. Gene Ontology annotation, molecular function: DNA-binding transcription factor activity; DNA binding. Gene Ontology annotation, biological process: regulation of DNA-templated transcription.